GUAAGUAGGCGUGGUGGCGAAUGGUCAUACACACACGGCGGGACUUUUUCUAAAAUCGUCGUUUGUGUUGUUUAUUCAAUCAUCUAUUGCAAAUAGCGAUGCAUCUAUGAAGUCUUUUGAAUGAUUGAUGUUUAGUUUUAAAUUUCAAAUCUGUGGUGAAUCAUUGUGUAAUUUAUGUGAUAUUGUCGAUACUUCGAAUUGUCUGUUUGUAGUUUUGAAAAUAUCUUUGGUAUUUCCAACGAAUUCUUCGAGUGUUUCUUAGGUAUUUCUAGCAGAUUUUGUGUUAAAAGCAACAGCAUUUGAUACUGGUGUAAGCUUAAGGUCACCCGUACAAGUGAUAACAAUUGAGUGAUUAAAUCGGUUAAAUGUUAAUUGAUGUAUUGUGUGGGUGAACCAAAAUGGUGACAUGGUAUGUGACGGAUCGCUCUAAAGACGAGAGCGAACAGUCGUCGCCAUUCCGUCGCUGGACGACGUCUGGCGGCGCUCACAGCUCGUACCGGCAUCACGACCACCGCAACAUGUAUAACAAGCAGCAGAUGAGUGAAGGCACAGCUCCGUCGUCUGGCUCGUGUGGAGGAGUGGCGCGGUGGUCUUUGGGUCUGGAGCAGUUACUGGCUGACCCGGCAGGGGCCGCUGCCUUCUUGCAUUUUCUGUCUAAGGAGUUCGCUGCGGAGAACAUUAGAUUCUGGUGGCUAUGCGAGCAAUACAGCACAACGGAGGACGCCUGCAGACGCGCGUCGCUCGCGAAGCAGAUCUGGGACCGCCAUCUUGGAGAACGAGCGGACGAGCCGGUCAACGUGGACGCAACAGCGAGGCGGGCCGUGGCUGCCAGGCUGGGCACUGAACCCGCGCCGCCUGAUCUCUUCCAGCAGGCUCAGAAGCAGAUCUUCAACGUGAUGAAGUUCGACAGCUACCCGCGCUUCCUGCGCUCGGCGGAGCACGCGGAGUGCGCGCGCGCAGACCUGCGCGGGCUGCCGCUGCCCCACAGCGGUCGCGCGCACGACUCGCCCACCAAGUUAAAGAAAUCGGCCAGCAACGCAUCAGAACGGCGACGCAGCGGCGGCGCGUCGUUGCUGCCGUGGAGACGCGCGCCGUCCAAGGACAGGCAGGCGACGCCCGACGCGCAGGCGCAGAACCAACCGCCGCCUGUCACUGAUGUGGUGAAAUCCUCACAAAUCAACCACGGUCAAUGCUCCCUCUGCCGCGUGGUGCUGCCAGAUGGCGCCACAUCCGUUGUGGGCGUGGACGAGAAUGUAACGGUGAAGAGGAUGGUGGACAAACUGCUGGUCAGGAGGAAUCUGGUGUGCGCCAACUACGACGUGCUGCUAAAGGAUUGCGCUCAGGGUGAAACCCCCACAAUAAAUCUCACGGCACCAUCUACAGUCCUCGGCGGACGUGAAGCGCUAGUGGAGCGCUGUGCAGUCGUCAGAGUGGAGCUCAACGGCCGCAGCGUCUGUGUGCGAUGUCGCGCCGCCAGGAAACUGAGGCAUGUGCUGCCCACUGUACUGAAGAAGUACGUGCAGGCGGCUAAUGUUCAGAGACGGGUGCUGAAGGAUGGCUUUGACGUCAGUCUGGAUACUUUAAUGCAGGAUCUAGACGGGUCCCGGCUGCAGAUAGCGCUGGCGGCGGGCGACGAGCGGGACUCCGACGCGGACUCCCUCAGCGACCUGGCGCUCCGCCCCGACGAUCUGCACGACGACGAACAGAGCGCGCUGGCGCUAGCGGGCUGCAGCCGGCGCGUGCGCGCGGCGCUGCGUCCGGGCGCGCCGCUGCAUCAACAUCCGCACGAUUUCCUCGAGAAUCUCCGAGAAACCCAACGCCAGCGGCUGCACCAGCGCCCCUCGCCCUCUUCCCUCCCCUCCCCGCCGCCGCCACCCCCCCCAGCCGCGCCCGCAGCCUCCCCCCGCACGCCGCCCCCUCUCCCCCCUAAACCGCCGCAGAGAACCGCCCCUACUGUAGUCUGAAUAAAUAGUUAUCUGCUAUUGGUGAAGUUUAAUAAAGUAUGAUUCCAACUGGCGGGUCAAAAUAUGAGAAAAACCCGCCUGGAGUGUUGGAUCGAGACGAGACACGCUCGGCGCGUUUUCAUGGGAAAAUAUACCGUGUAAAGCAAAAUCAGCAUUCAUUAGUGAGCAAGUUAUGGAGAAAGUCAAGGUUUGGAGAAAUGUCCGGGUUUGAUAACGUUGAAUUGGCCCGUGAUUUUAUUUUUAGAAGAAAUUGGUGAUAAUAAUUCAUUGGCCUAUAUAUAAAAUCAUAAUGACAUUUGUCGUUGUCAAUAACUGUCAUUUGAAAAUUAUUUAAUCUGUUUUCGUUCAUAUUUGAUGGACUUUUGUAAGGAUCGACUAAAGUGCAGCUUUAAAAGCUAAAAUAUAUAUGGAAAAGCAUGAAAUAAAUGGUUUUAUGGUUGUUUGUAUAUUGUGAUUGUCAUUUUAGUUAAAGCUUUAAUAUAGCAAAUAACAUUAAUUUAAGAUAUUAACAGCUAUAUUUUAAGUUCGAUUCUUAUGGAUCUAUGGUCGGACUACAGGCCAAUCCUACAUCGAUUGAAAACCAUUUUUGAUCUGAAAAAGUGUUGCUUAAAAACUACAAAAGUUAUUUUGUGCGUACAAAAUGUUUGCCAUUUUUUAUAUUCAUUCCAUUACAAGUAUGAUUCUUUCGUACGUUAUGUGUUUUGUAAAUAUAACUGUUGUAAGUAAAAAUUGAUGCCUUCCGUAGCAAAUAAGACUGCACUAACUGUAGUUUUAUUGGUGCCUUUUAUGUGUUAAAAUGGACUGAAUUUUAUUAUAUAUGGACCAAACAGUUUGGUCCCUUUCCAUACAGAAAAAAAACUAAUGGUGUUUUCAGUUACAAACUUAAACUUGGAGUGCACUCCAAAUAAGAAUUAAGAAAAUAACGUGACAUUUUGAUUGUCUGAUCUGAAAUGUCAGUGAAUGUAAUUUUGACGUCUUCAGUGUGUUGCAUUUUUGCCUUUAACUGUACAGUCUGUAAUUAGUAGAAAACAAUUGUUUCUGUGUUUCCGCUAGAUUGGCAACACUGAGCAUUUAUCAAACAAUCUUGAACAUUCGGUUUGGUAUUGCAAUAACAAAUAAAUGUAUUUCAUAACUACAUAUAACGGGACUUAUCACGAACCUUUUUAUGUUCAAAAUGUAGUUCAUCAAAAAUCCGUUCUCUAUACAGACUGUAAUUUGAAUUUAAUAUGUUAGUCACUUCUAUAGAUAUUAAAUCUAUGGUAACUUCAGUCUACGCAGUAGCAAUAAGGCUAAAUCAUCACUAACGGAAGUGAAGGGAAGUACAGACAGCCACGUGUCAAGUUACCCUAUAUGAAACUCGAUCGAUCGCAAUAGCGGCGAUUUCUGUUAGCUUGAUGUGCUGUCGACUGUACUGUAAACUAGGCACUGAUAAUUUUAGUUAAUUUAUUGUAAAAACAGAUGGUAUAUGAGCGGCUGUGCUCCGAGAGUAUUGAAUAUCGCAAUAAAAUCAACUGACAAGUAA
Plodia interpunctella (Indianmeal moth) is the source of this 3486-nucleotide messenger RNA. RefSeq names its product locomotion defects (gene loco). The coding region runs from base 399 to 1964 and encodes 521 amino acids. Gene Ontology annotation, cellular component: plasma membrane; nucleus; cytoplasm. The transcript has 11 exons. NCBI's taxonomy places the organism in Eukaryota, Metazoa, Arthropoda, Insecta, Lepidoptera, Pyralidae. Gene Ontology annotation, molecular function: GTPase activator activity. The record is from RefSeq and is a predicted model, not a curated record. Gene Ontology annotation, biological process: signal transduction; regulation of G protein-coupled receptor signaling pathway.